This is a messenger RNA of Trichoderma atroviride IMI 206040, 1775 nucleotides long. RefSeq lists its product as uncharacterized. Gene Ontology annotation, cellular component: cytoplasm. Gene Ontology annotation, molecular function: Hsp70 protein binding. Gene Ontology annotation, biological process: protein refolding. Lineage: Eukaryota; Fungi; Ascomycota; Sordariomycetes; Hypocreales; Hypocreaceae. The record is from RefSeq and is a predicted model, not a curated record.
AUGAUACUCCGCGGGGCGAUCUUCGUCUUGUUGGCUCUAGUAUCGCUUGCCUUGUGCGCCGAAGACUUCUACAAGAUCUUGGGAGUCGAUAAAUCUGCGACAGAUAAGCAGCUGAAGUCUGCCUACCGCCAACUUUCGAAGAAGUUCCACCCCGACAAGAAUCCAGGCGAUGAAACAGCACACGAGAAGUUUGUUCAAGUCUCCGAAGCCUACGAAGUGCUAAGCGAUUCCGAGCUUCGAAAAGUCUACGACCGCUAUGGCCACGACGGCGUCCAGUCCCAUCGUCAACGUGGUGGAGGCGGUGGUGGAGGCGACCCCUUCGACCUCUUUAGCAGAUUCUUUGGCGGCCAUGGACAUUUCGGAAGAUCAAGUCGCGAGCCCCGAGGCAGCAAUGUCGAGGUCAAAGUAGAAAUUUCCCUUCGCGACUUUUAUAACGGCGCCACUACCGAGUUCCAAUGGGAGAAGCAGCACAUCUGUGAGAAAUGCGAGGGUUCGGGCAGCGCAGACGGAAAAGUCGAGACUUGCAACAUUUGCGGUGGACACGGUAUCCGAAUAGUCAAGCAACAGCUUGCCCCCGGCAUGUUCCAGCAGAUGCAGGUUCGUUGCGACCACUGUGGUGGCACAGGCAAGAGCAUAAAGAACAAGUGUCCCAUCUGCCGUGGCAAUCGGGUUGAGCGUAAAUUGUCAACGGUCAGCCUGACUGUCGAGCGCGGUAUUGGCCGAGACGCAAAAGUGGUGUUUGAGAACGAGGCCGACCAAAGCCCAGACUGGGUUCCCGGCGAUCUCAUUGUCAAUCUUGCCGAGGCUACCCCGUCGUAUGAUGAUAACCCCGAUCAAGUCGACGGCACCUUCUUCCGACGCAAAGGCCACGAUUUGUACUGGACAGAAGUUCUCUCUCUGCGUGAGGCUUGGAUGGGCGGCUGGACUCGCAACCUCACUCACCUCGACAAGCACGUUGUGCGCCUCGGCCGCGAGCGUGGCCAGGUCGUUCAAGGUGGCCUGGUAGAGACCAUUGCUGGUGAAGGUAUGCCGGUAUGGCACGAGGAAGGCGAAAGCGUCUACCAUACGCACGAAUUUGGCAACCUGUACGUUACGUACGAGGUUAUUCUGCCAGACCAGAUGGACAAGAAGAUGGAGAACGAAUUCUGGGACCUGUGGGAGAAGUGGCGAUUGAAGAAAGGAGUAGACCUGCAUAAAGAUAGCGGGCGACCCGAUAUUAAGCAUGAACGCGAUGAGUUAUGAUGCGGCAAAAGAAGGAUAUAGCAAAAGGGAAGCAAGAGGAGUUAUGUAGGGUACUAUGUCGUGUAAUUUUCUCCUAUUAUAGACUUGUGGAUUGUAUAUAUACAUGGCACUUGCAAAGGACAUGCAUGAUUUAUUCUUUUGGUGUUCGCAAUUGAGUCGUAUAUCCACUUCAAAUAUCACAUUGUCACGUCGUCAGGGGCUCCAACUGAGGUACAUUAGUUGGCGUAUACCUUAUUUUGAGGCUGAGAUGCCAGUACUACAAUUUGGAGGAUUAUGUGGCUUCUGGGAGAAAGACGUCUUCAGAAGCUUACGACCUUGGUACCCAUUACGCGUCGGGGGGCUCUCUGGUGGCAUGUUCUACAAAGUAUCUCCUCUGGUUGCUCCUCUUUUGCGCGUUUUUGUGCCUCUCAAAGGCCUAUAGGGGAGAAAAUAACACUUGGCAUCUUGCCACAAGGGAGUAUAUCGUCACCAACAUACGAGGUGGCGCGUGAAGUGGGUAGGUAUCUAUCAAGUAAUAAGUAGAUAUCGCUGAA